Messenger RNA from Exophiala bonariae, 1152 nucleotides. RefSeq lists its product as uncharacterized. Bases 1 to 1152 code for a protein of 383 amino acids. Lineage: Eukaryota; Fungi; Ascomycota; Eurotiomycetes; Chaetothyriales; Herpotrichiellaceae. The transcript is spliced from 3 exons. The record is from RefSeq and is a predicted model, not a curated record.
AUGAGGGUUGCUUCAGCUGGGUUUCCGGUACGAAAGCUUCAGCAUGUCCAUGAUCUCAUCCAAUGGGCCGUCGUCCACGCUCAGAAGAUUCUCUAUGGCCAGGAUCUGGAGAAAACCUUCGUUGCAUUCCUGGCCUUCACCGCCUUGUAUUGGCUGCUCCCAAUCAUCUCGCUGUUCUGGUUGACCGUGGUGGCCUUGACCUUAUCUUUCCUCGCUACCCUCGCCACAACUCCUCGAGGCCGCGCCGCAGCCCGCGAUGCACAGGUGAGUGCUCAGGAACUUGCCAAUGUUGCCGUGGAAAACGGCAAAGAGCUUGCUCAAAAUGGAAAGGAUAAGGCCAAUGAGUUGUCUUCCGUGACGCGCAAUGCUGCGGUUCACACAAAGGGGCAUGUCCAAGAUCUGGCUCAGAGUGGGAAGCAAGCUACUGCAAACGGAGCCGCGCAAGUCAGAGUCAACGCAUCCAAUAUUUCUGUAGCCACCACUGAGAAUGUCAGAGAAUUCGCCCAACAAGCCAUAGCUAAGGCGAGCGAUCUGUCCUCUCAGGCGCAAAAGACUGCUGUUGACACGAAGGAACGCGUUCGGGACAUGGCUCAGAAUGGAAAGCAGAGCGUUGCCAACGGCUCUGUGCAUGUCAGCGAUAUUGCAUCUAACAUCUCAACUUCCGUCACCGAGAACGUCAGAAAUAUGUCGGACAUAGGCCCGCACAGCAUGGACAAGGCUCAGGACGGCGCAACCUCAGCAGGAGACGACGAAAAGGACCACAUCAACCGUCCUCUCUACUCAGAAAUCAAUAGCAAUUCUGGGGAGGACCACUCCAUCACCGGUCACGCAACAAACGAAGCGUCUCAUCUAUCAAAUCGUGCAGCAGAGACGCCAAAGCACGUGGGCCCGGGGGGUUUCUAUGACCAGACAAACUCGGGAAACUACAGCCAGGGGUCGAGUAUCAAUGACACUGACGUAUCUGCCUCGCAGACGGCACCCAACCAUGCUGCCAAGCGACGCACCUCGACUUACAUGGAGCCGACACCUUUGUCAGCAGAGCUUAUCGGCACCGAGAACACAGGUUCUGCUGCUGACACGACGUCCAUCUACGCCGAUGAAGGCGACGUGGAUGGCUCGCAUGGCAUCAUGAAUCGGCCGCGUGGACUUUGA